Scylla paramamosain (green mud crab) is the source of this 1424-nucleotide messenger RNA. RefSeq lists its product as uncharacterized. Lineage: Eukaryota; Metazoa; Arthropoda; Malacostraca; Decapoda; Portunidae. Gene Ontology annotation, molecular function: glycine N-acyltransferase activity. The transcript is spliced from 6 exons. The record is from RefSeq and is a predicted model, not a curated record. The coding region runs from base 52 to 951 and encodes 299 amino acids. Gene Ontology annotation, cellular component: mitochondrion.
GGUAGUAGUAGCAGUAAAGGUGUUCACAACAGCUGGGUUUCAUUUGCUACAAUGGCUGCUGUAAGUGAGGCAGGUUUACGUCCAGUGAAGGAGACAGAGCUGCAUGCACUGAAGGAGAGGCUGGCCCGCCACUUGCCUCACUCCCUGCCUGUGUAUGGCGGCGUGAGUUUGGCGGUGCGCUACGGCCUGCACUCCUUGCAGCCUGCCUCCAUCCUGGUGCCCGCUGUUCCUCGCUCCGUCUGCCUCACGAUCAUUGUCCCCACCGGUGGGCCCCAGUGCAUCGAGGUAUUCUGGAGCACUGAGGAACACACCCCACAGGAGGUGGCCCACUACCUCGCUCACAUCCCUCACUUGGACUGGAGUCAGCCUGUGUAUAUACUGUCUUUACUCAGUACUCUACUACCAUCAUUGCAGUCACUGAGUAGCAUUGGGGGACGGCAGGUGCAAGUUCAGACAACAUUCCAAGGACACCUAUACAACCUCCGGGUGCCGACAACACUGGGUAAAGAGCUGCCCCCAGAGUACCAUGUGACCAGCCUGAGGGAGGAGGACGCCUUGCUGAUCUGGACAAACUGGGAGUUCAAUGACCUUGACUCGGCAGACAACAUGAGUAAUGACAUCACUCGCUUUCCAUCUGUUGGCAUCCUUGAGCACAACCCUAAAGAUAGUGUCAAUUUCUCGGAGAAAGCAGACACAUUGGUGUCUUGGGUUCACCUCCGUAAACCCGGGUGGAUGGGUAACACCUUUACAAUGCCACAGCAUCGUCGCAGAGGCCUGGCAGGUGUGGCCACCCUGGCCCUGGCACGCAAGCUGUUGCAGGAGGGUCUUCUUCCUUUUGUCUUCAUAGGAAACCACAAUACUCCUUCCAUCAAGUUCCAUGAGGCCUUGGGAUUCAAGCAGCAGUGUGAGGCACACACAGUCAAGGUGGUGCCUACUGAGGCCACAGACUAAAACCAUCCAGAGCAAGUUUGUAGUUUAGCAUAAUUGACCUGGGUUAGGAAGCACAGGGCUUGUAGUGAUGACUGUCACAUGUACCAUGUCUCAGUAUUUUCUGGACAUAGCUUUCAAUAAAUAGUAUUGUUAUCCUGUAAAGUAUUAGCUACACAUAUUGUUCACCUAUGAAAUCUCAAUUUAUCAAACCAUCUUACAAGUAAAAGCUUUGGUGACAUUGUAAAUCCCUGACCAGUUUGCUAUCAUAAGGACAUCUAGAUGCACUACAAAGGAAACUUACUAAGAACCUGCCUGGGUGCCUGAGGCUGUUCAGACAUGCAUCACACUGACCAUUGUGUGCCACUGCACUGUAAGCACAUGAGCCAUUUCAAAUACCAUACACAUAAAAAUCAAAUGUUUGCUUAAAGUUUAUUUAAUGUAGACUUCCAUCUAGAAAAUAAAAAACAAUAAAUAGAUACAACCCAAUAUAUAAA